CCCCGUCAGUCCGUCCUACGCAGCGCUGCCCGGCACUGCUCCACGCGAGGCACGCCGGUGGUUGGCGUAUUGGGUGCGGGGCAGAUGGGCGGAGGCAUCGCGCAGGUAGCCGCGGUGCAGGCCGGCUGCAAGGUUGUGCUGGUGGACGUCAAGCAGGAGCAGCUGGACAAGUGCAUGGGCCUGAUGGACAAACUGCUGGCGAAGGACGUGGCGAAGGACCGCCUGACGGAGGCGGAUAAGGCAGCGGCGCUCGCGCGCAUCACAACCUCGACCGACAUGUCCGCCUUUGGCGGUGCCAGCUUUUUGAUCGAGGCGGCGACGGAGAACGUGGGCCUGAAGCUGGACCUGUUCCGCGCCAUGGACAGCGUCGCGCCGUCCGGCGCCAUCCUCGCCUCCAACACUUCUUCCAUCUCGAUCACCAAGAUGGCGGCCGCCACGGCGAGGCCCGAGGCGGUGAUUGGCAUGCACUUUAUGAAUCCGGUGCCAGUGAUGAAGCUGGUGGAGGUGAUCCCGGGGCUGGCGACGAGCGAGGCGACGCUCGCCGACACUCUCGCGCUCGCCACUGCGAUGGGCAAGACCUGCACGCAGAGCCGCGACAUCCCCGGCUUCAUCGCGAACCGGAUCCUGAUGCCGUACAUUAACGAGGCCGUGCAGACUCUGUACGAGGGCAUCGGCACGGUGGAGGCGAUCGACACGUCCAUGAAGCUGGGCACCAACGUGCCGAUGGGGCCGCUCACGCUCGCCGACUUCAUCGGCCUCGACACGUGCCUCGCCAUCAUGCAGGUGCUGCACUCGGAGCUGGGCGACUCCAAGUACCGCCCCUCGCCGCUGCUCGUGCAGCACGUCAACGCGGGCUGGCUGGGAAAGAAGUCCGGCCGCGGCUUCUACGACUACCGCAAGUAAGUGUGCACUGUGUGAGAGCGUCUGACCCUCGGGCACAGAGGCACCCCAGGUUUUUAUUUUUCAAUCUUCAAAGUGUACUGUCA
Emiliania huxleyi CCMP1516 is the source of this 986-nucleotide messenger RNA. RefSeq names its product putative 3-hydroxyacyl-CoA dehydrogenase. The transcript is spliced from 2 exons. Gene Ontology annotation, molecular function: NAD+ binding; oxidoreductase activity, acting on the CH-OH group of donors, NAD or NADP as acceptor. Bases 85 to 903 code for a protein of 272 amino acids. The record is from RefSeq and is a predicted model, not a curated record. Lineage: Eukaryota; Haptophyta; Isochrysidales; Noelaerhabdaceae. Gene Ontology annotation, biological process: fatty acid metabolic process.